AUGACGAUUGUCCCUGCACAUCCGUACAGCUCCGCGACCGAACUUAUACUGAAAACGGUGGCGCUAGGUUUCCCCGCUACGGGCGGGCAUGCGCCGUACCUCACCAACCUCACCCCAAGUGCAGCCGUAACGCUUGUGAACCCCGAAAGCAAUACAGGGAGUGUUGCGCUAACCCAUUCUCCUCCUCUCUCCCGGUAUAACAAAGCCUCCACCUCACCUCAUCCUCUCAUCCAUACGCCAGUAGAUAACCUGCCACCUAAUACCCCAUCCCAUUACAUUGCCUCCCUUAAUAUGCCCACCCGCCGACACGUAGAAAGUUCGAGAAAGUUCACGCGAAUACUGCAAUGCGGCAAUCUGGUGCCUGGAUGCCUCCCGCGUAACCCCAUCCCUCAGUUUCCCACUCGAAAUGAGGUUGUAGGGUGGCGAACGCCUCCCCGUUUCCACGCCAUUUCUAGAAAUUUCUCGGCAAUGCCGCAUUGCGGA
Messenger RNA from Iphiclides podalirius (scarce swallowtail), 483 nucleotides. NCBI's taxonomy places the organism in Eukaryota, Metazoa, Arthropoda, Insecta, Lepidoptera, Papilionidae. The record is from the annotation of a GenBank genome assembly.